Messenger RNA from Sparassis crispa, 1578 nucleotides. RefSeq names its product Efflux pump vrtL. The record is from RefSeq and is a predicted model, not a curated record. Gene Ontology annotation, biological process: transmembrane transport. Gene Ontology annotation, molecular function: transmembrane transporter activity. The transcript is spliced from 12 exons. The coding region runs from base 1 to 1578 and encodes 525 amino acids. Lineage: Eukaryota; Fungi; Basidiomycota; Agaricomycetes; Polyporales; Sparassidaceae.
AUGGGCUCCGCUUCCGUUGGCGUUGAUGAGGUCUCCCGCCGUUCGACUGCGAAAGAUGUUCAAUCUACUUCAUGCGAAACAACGUCUUACCACGAUGGGAAAUCGCCGUUGGACACAGAUGUCUACAUCGUGGAUUGGGAUGGCCCAGAUGAUCCCGAAAACCCGAAGAAGCGAAAGUGGACACUUACUGUGAUCGUCUCUGCAUUUGCCUUCAUAACUCCUGUGACAUCUUCCAUAAUUGCUCCCGCCAGUGCUCAACUGGCCGAGGAAUUCGGUUUGCGAAACACAACGGUGAUAGCUAUGGUGACGACUAUCUUUGUGCUCGCUUAUGCGUUCGGGCCACUGCUUCUCGGGCCUUUAAGUGAGCUAUAUGGCCGGACAAGAGUACUUCAGCUGGCGAAUCUCUGGUUCUUGGCAUGGAAUAUAGGGUGUGGAUUUGCUCAGAACACAGGUCAGAUUCUGGCAUUCAGAUUUCUUGCUGGCCUCGGCGGCAGCGCCCCGUUAUCAGUUGGUGCAGGUGCUCUUGCGGACUGCUGGUCCCCCGAAGAAAGAGGCAGAGCCAUCGCCCUGUAUUCGGCCGCCCCUGUGCUCGGUCCAGUCCUGGGUCCGGUUGUCGGGGCUUGGAUCGCACAGAAAUCACACUGGCGAUGGGUGGUAAGUCGAUGGAACUCAUCUCGGCUUACUCGUGUUCAUGAUGUGGUGGAGUUCUACUGCACGAGUUUAGCAGAUGGGGUGGUCCAGGUCCUUGGCAUUAUUCUUUUGAGGGAGUCCUUUGCUCCCGUCCUGCUAGAACAGAAAGCUGACCGGUUACGGAACAAUCCGACUGAGAAAAUCCGCGAGGGACAGAAGAUCUGUACUCCAUACGAUGGCGUUGACCGACAAUUUAAAGCGGCCGUAGUCAAAGCCCUGAAGCGACCCUUUAUGCUCUUCCUCUGCGAGCCGAUCGUGCAAUUGCUCGGUGCGUACUUCUGCUUUGUGUAUGGCGUGCUAUACGUGUUUCUGACAACAAUACCUACCAUGUUCCAACGGGUAUACAGGGAAACUAUUGGGAUUUCUGGACUCAACUACUUCGCUCUGGGUGUUGGUCUAGUAGGCGCCGCACAGGUCAACGCGCUGCUCUUGGAUAAGAUAUACAAGGACCUAACAAAGAAGAACGGCGGCGAAGGAAAGCCAGAGUACCGACUACCUUCCAUGGUGCCGGGGACUAUACUUACCCCCAUUGGCCUCUUCUUGUCGGGCUGGACAGCAAGAUCAAACAUUCACUGGAUAGUCCCUGAUAUCGGAAUCUUCAUGGUAGGAGCAGGUACGAUCCUCAACUUCAUCUGCGUACAAACGUACAUCGUCGAUGCCUUCUCGCUUCACGCUGCGUCAGCGUUGGCGGCGGUUACAUUCUUACGCAGUCUCGCGGGGUUCGGCUUCCCGCUGUUCACCCCCUCCAUGUAUACUGCCCUAGGAUUCGGCAAGGGUAACACCAUCCUUGCCGUUGCAGGUAUCGUCAUCGGCUGUCCUGCGCCAUUCGUUUUGUAUUUCUAUGGCGAACGCAUACGAAAAGCUAGCAGGUUCGCAACAAAGGCGUGA